AGAUCACAUACAAAAACAAGUUUAUACCAGAAUAAAAAAUAAAAAAAAACGCAAGGAAGACCAGUCUCCCUUCUCCGUCUGAAGAUAAAAUGCAUUUGCCAUCAUUGGAAUAUCCGCGACUGAGUCAACAGAGCAUUACAACUAUAAUCUCUUCACUAAACUGCUUUAUUGCCCCAGUGUAUUAUCAAAUCGAGAUUGAGCGUUAAUAGUUGCGUAAUUUACAAGACGCGACUCAUACUUGAGAUGAUCAUGUCCAGUGUACUAGUGGUAAUUAUUUCCCUGGCUAUUAUUAAUUACUCUGAUGGACGGUACACUCCACCUCAAGCCAAAGUCCAGCCGCUUUAUCCCAAGGGCAUUAGGAUAUCGAUCCCAGAUGAGAAAGGAAUCAGCCUAGUGGCGUUCCACAUCAAGUUCAAUGAAGAAUUCGAAGGAAUUGAAGCCGGAACAAUCGCUCGUGACAUUUUGAGAGUCAAAAAUGGCCGCUGGGCCUACGAAGAUCAUACUACCGAACUCACCUUCGGAGACACUGUCUAUUAUUGGCUCCACGUGGUAUACGAAGGCUUGGGCUAUAACCUGUUGUUCCAGGAACAUCGGGUCAGCGCUUUCUUCAACAAAGAUGGAACUUGGGCGAACAUUAAUAACCCUGUUAUUGAUCAAACACAAAAUUGCACGCCGUCGGCUUCAAAAUUGUAUGACUCGGUCGGUAAAACUUAUCAAGAAGCUUGUCAAGGACAGCUGAUUUUUGAAGAUAACUUUGAAUUGUUUAAUAAUUCAAAAUGGCGGGCUGUUGAACGAUUCACUUCUGCUCCUGAUUAUGCAUUUGUUGUGUACAGAAAUAAUGAGAAGAAUAUUAAAGUUAAUGAAGGUAAGCUUAAUUUAUGCCCGAUGUUAAUCGAAAGCGAAUUUGGAAGAGAUUUUAUCCGCCAUGGAUGUUUAAAUCUUGAAAUGUGUACUGAAGUAAUGGACUCAAGCGACUGUAAAAGAGAAGCUAGGGGUGCCUAUAUCUUACCUCCGGUGUCUUCAGGAUACGUGGACACAAAAAAAUCAUUUUCAUUUGUCUACGGGAAGAUAGAAGUACGCGCAAAGCUGCCGAAAGGAGAUUGGAUUUACCCGAUUAUCAGUCUGGAGCCUUUGCAAGACGCCGAGGCAAUGAGCUACCCUCAAUUGAGGGUCGCAGCGUCUUUAGGGAACACAGUACUUGUUUCAAGUGGAGGCGCAGACUUGAGCGGGCAUCUUCUGACCGCCGGGAAAAUUCAAAGGAACGACGGCCAGGGGCUUCUUGACCAACGAGUCGGUUCUCUAGAGCUGCCCAAAAGAUUCGCCGCCAAUUACUGGUCAGACGAGUAUCAUAUUUAUCAGCUGGAGUGGAGUAGCUCCAAGAUAACUGUUAAGGUUGAUAAUGUAGAGUACGGGACUAUGGAUACAAAUCCGGCUUUUGAUAGACCUUUUUACAUUGCACUAGCAGCCGCAGUAGGAGGUCAUGAAGAAUUUCCAGAUGGUACGGUGAGUAAUGGAUACAGUAAGCCCUGGAGGAAUGUCGGAUCCAAGGCGCUCUUUGAUUUUUACAACUCCACAGAAUCAUGGGCAAAGACAUGGUCGGAAGACGAUAAAAAUCUCAAAAUUGAUUACAUACGUGUGUGGGCUCUCUAAUAAACUCCUAGGAAUAAUAUUAAUAAAUGUGUCAUUAAUAAAUGCAACUAUUUGGACAUUGAUCCACGAUUCUAUCCAAAAUAACAUUGCAGGAAUUCCAACAGUUCACCAG
Messenger RNA from Cotesia glomerata, 1762 nucleotides. Its product is annotated as beta-1,3-glucan-binding protein 1-like. NCBI's taxonomy places the organism in Eukaryota, Metazoa, Arthropoda, Insecta, Hymenoptera, Braconidae. The coding region runs from base 244 to 1650 and encodes 468 amino acids. The transcript is spliced from 8 exons. Gene Ontology annotation, biological process: carbohydrate metabolic process. The record is from RefSeq and is a predicted model, not a curated record. Gene Ontology annotation, molecular function: hydrolase activity, hydrolyzing O-glycosyl compounds; carbohydrate binding.